AUGGCAGAAUCAACCACGGAUAGAUUAACAUCGACUAAUGUUGAAGGAAAGAAUAUUGAUAUCGAUGAAACCGUUAUAACUCAUUGUAUUUUUGAUAUGGAUGCCGAAAUUUUGGCAAGAUUUGGAAAAACUUAUUCAUUGGAACUCAUGUCACGUUCACUCGGUCUUCGUCAACACGAGUUUGCAGUUCUUUUGAUAAAUGAAACAGGUAUUGAUAUGACACCAGAUGAAUUUAAUAAGGAACGAAUUAAAAAGAAUUUUGAAAGAUUCCCUUUCGCUAAACCCAUGCCCGGUGCUAUGCGACUUGUGACACAUUUGAAAAAGCACCGAAUUCCAAUAGCAGUGGCAACAAGUUCGAGUCGAGAAAGUUACAAUAUCAAAGCUUCCAAUAAUAGAGAAUUAUUCGAUAUGUUUGAUAGUAUUACUUGUGGGGAUGAUGCGAAUGUCAAGAAUGGUAAACCUGCACCAGACCUAUUUCUUGCCGCAUGUGACAAAAUGGGUAAUCCUCCUACAAAUCAAUGUUUGGUAUUUGAAGAUUCAAUUAACGGAAUCAAAGCUGCAAAGAAUGCAAACAUGAAAGUAAAUCCCAAAAUUGUAGAAUUUUAUCCGGGUAAAAAUGAUGCUGAUGAAAUGAUUUUUUCUUUAAAUGAUUUUGAACCAACAAAAUUUGGAUUGCCGCCUUUUGUUGAUAAACCGGGUUCUACAUAA
Cetraspora pellucida is the source of this 708-nucleotide messenger RNA. NCBI's taxonomy places the organism in Eukaryota, Fungi, Glomeromycota, Glomeromycetes, Diversisporales, Gigasporaceae. The record is from the annotation of a GenBank genome assembly.